Messenger RNA from Aspergillus nomiae NRRL 13137, 1410 nucleotides. Its product is annotated as putative 2-oxo acid dehydrogenases acyltransferase. The record is from RefSeq and is a predicted model, not a curated record. The transcript has 4 exons. NCBI's taxonomy places the organism in Eukaryota, Fungi, Ascomycota, Eurotiomycetes, Eurotiales, Aspergillaceae. Bases 1 to 1410 code for a protein of 469 amino acids. Gene Ontology annotation, cellular component: mitochondrion; cytoplasm. Gene Ontology annotation, molecular function: acetyltransferase activity; lipoic acid binding.
AUGAGCAUUCUACGCUGCAAUGGAGGCCUUUCUGGGGCUCUCCGGUCUUGCCAAUCUCGCAGAGUCCUGCCGAUAACUCGCUUCCCAUCAACAAUAUCCUUUCCCCGUCGCACAUUCCAUGCCGGCCCGGCUCUGUGGGGCGUCAAGUCUCAGAUCUUGAAGGAUGUUGGCGAAGGUAUCACGGAAGUUCAGAUUAUCCAGUGGUACGUCGAAGAAGGUGCCCAUAUAGAGGAGUGGAAACCUCUCUGUCAAUAUCAAUCAGAUAAAGCAGUAGAUGAUAUUACCUCGAGAUACGGAGGCAUUGUUAAGAAGCUUCACUUCCAAGCAGAUGACACCGUCCCCACGGGAAGGGCUCUGUGCGAUAUAGAGGUUGAGGACGGAAAAUAUCCAGAUGACAACCCAGCACCAGCACCCGCGCAACCCAGCUCUGCUCCUGCACAGGCUGAGACAAAACAACCUUCAGGUGAAGUGGCUGUUGCUACUGAAAAGCCAGAAGCCCCGAAGAAUGUUUCACGAUAUGCAACUCUUGCCACCCCGGCCGUCCGUGGGAUGCUGAAGGCACAUAACGUGAAUAUACUAGAUGUUUCAGGGACGGGGAAGGACGGACGCGUCCUCAAAGAGGAUGUCCUUCGAUUUGUAGCAGCGCGGGACUCUGCACCUACGCCGCAACCUACAACCCCUACAACCCCUGGGACACAGCAAACAGACACAGCGGUCAACCUAACACCAAUCCAGUCACAAAUGUUCAAGACCAUGACACGGUCACUCAAUAUCCCCCACUUCCUAUUUGCAGAUGAGCUAAACAUCAACAAUAUCACUGCGCUGAGAAAGAAACUGGCCAAUGAUCCGAAGGACCCCAGGAGAAUUACCUUCCUCUCCUUCGUCAUCAAAGCCGUCUCUCUAGCCCUGAAUGAAUAUCCAAUCUUGAACGCCAAGGUUGACACAAGCAAUCCCGACAAGCCCCAGCUCAUCAUGCGGCCCAGACACAAUAUUGGUGUUGCAAUGGAUACACCGCAAGGCUUGAUCGUACCCAAUGUUAAGGAUGUUGCCAACCGGUCAAUUGAAGACGUUGCAGCAGAAAUCACCCGUCUGAGCGCCUUAGGUAAAGAAGGGAAGCUCACCCCAGCAGACCUGAGUGGUGGGACAAUCACUGUCUCAAACAUCGGAAAUAUUGGAGGUACCUACGUCGCACCAGUGAUUGUGUCCAAUGAAGUGGCUAUCCUGGGUGUCGGAAAAUCCAAGACAGUACCAGUCUUCGAUGAAGCGGGUCAGGUUACCAAGGGUGAAUUGGUUAAUUUCAGCUGGAGUGCAGAUCACCGUGUCGUGGAUGGCGCGACUAUGGCUCGGAUGGCCAAUAAGGUCCGGGCAUGUAUUGAAUCCCCGGAGUUGAUGCUGUUACAGCUACGGUAG